Paralichthys olivaceus (Japanese flounder) is the source of this 4862-nucleotide messenger RNA. The record is from RefSeq and is a predicted model, not a curated record. Lineage: Eukaryota; Metazoa; Chordata; Actinopteri; Pleuronectiformes; Paralichthyidae.
CAAGGUGAUCUUUCCAUGAGUUCAGGUGGGUCAGGUGGAAGAGCUGCGUCAGGAGGCUCCAGUGGCACAAGCAGCUCAGUUGUGGUAACAUCCAGCCGCUCCGGUGGAUCAGGAGCAAGCAAUGGCACCGGAGGCAUCAGCAUCACGACUGCGGGAGCAUCCUCGGCUGAUGGUUCUGCAGCCUCUGGGGGCUCCGGGGCAGCGUAUAGAGCUGCUGGAGGGGGGUUCUCCGGCAUCUCCUCUGGUUUUACCAGUGAUGGCAGAGAUGGAAAAAGGGAGUGGGGUCAAGGCUCUGUUUCUACAGUGACCAGCUACACUUCAGGUGGAUCCGGAGAAGCAAAGAGAGGGUCGUCUUCUGCGAUCACUUAUUCUCCAAAGGAGAGGAGGAGCAUGAGCAGCAUGACAGCAGCUCUCUCCGAUGUGUUUGAUGAAAGUUCAAGCACAAACUCUUCUCCAGAGUACAGCAGGAAGGAGUACGGCACAUCAAAUGCAACGUCAGGCUCUGCCACCAGGGGGAGAACGCAGAGCAGAGAGAGUGAGAUCAGAGCCAGACUUCAGAGUGCUUCUCCCUCAGCAUGCUGGACGGAGCUGGAUGAUGUGAAGCGUCUGCUGAGAGGAAACUCCACCAGCACCAGCCCCCCUCGGUCCCCCAACAACACGCUGCCCAUCCCCAAGAAGGCCAGCGUGGAGGCCCGCAGCAUGUCUGAGAGCUCCACCACAGACAUCCCCUAUGGCAGCAUUUGGCCUGGAGGUGUGAGCAGUAGCUACAGUUACAGCCAAAACCCCAACAACCUGUCCACUAGCUCCACUCUUUACCAGUCAGGUCUAGGACUUCAGAACAACAUGUCUCUCAGCUCUCCCUAUGUGAGCAGUGCACAGUUUCUCUCUGCCUCAGCUCCAGUGUACGGUGUUCAGAAUAAUCUGACCAGCACCAGCCCCACUCUUCUCUCUCCAGCAGGAGCCAACUCCCCAAUAGUCUAUGGUGUGCAGAAAAAUUUGUCUGGCUCUGGAAUAAGCACAAGCACAGUGAGACCCAGCAGUCCCUCUGCCGACGACACCUCAGGAAAAGACUUUAAGUUUGUGCUGAUAGAGAAGGAGAACGCUCCCAUCAGGAACGAGUCAGAGAGGCUGGUCGUGACCAAAGACACAGGGAAGCAGUUCAUGUCUGCUGCACCUGCUGGUACUUCUGUGACCUACUCUGAAGACUCACUGAAGAGAGAGAAACAGAAGUUUUCAGCCAACACAGUGGCAGAAGGAACAGAUGCUAAAUCUUCAGCCCUGAAGGUUGCCACAAAAGACAAAGCUACAUAUGCAGAGAUCCGAAAAGAUGAAUCAGGUUUUGGCUUGUGCUCCUGGUGCAGCUGGUGGAAGUGGCUGCUGGGCCUCCUGCUCAGCCUGCUCCUCCUCCUCGGACUCCUCUUUGGACUCAUCGCUUUAGGUGAAGAAGUAAAACGCCUUAGGAACCGCGUUGAAGCCUUGGAAGCCAUCAGUGGCACCCCCUCAGCCAGAUCCAGUCGCUUGUCGGCCUCCUCUGGCAUCAACAUCAUCGACCCACUGGAUUCAGCAUAUGUGGACAGGAGUUCCGCUGGGUCCACCCUGACCCGCUCUGACAACAACAUCAACCUGGGGGCUGCUGGGCCGGGGGGAGGAGGCGCAGCGGGCGCACCGAGACAGGACAGCACUGCACUGCAGAGAACUGUUCAGCAGCUGAUCAGGGCUGAGCUCCGCUCGGAUGCUGUACGAGAAACACUAAAAGGAGAGAGAGGAGAGCCAGGAUCUAAAGGUGACCCAGGGGUGCUAGGACAAAAAGGGGAUAGUGGUUUCCCUGGUCUGCCAGGUCCCCAAGGGCAGAUGGGUCACCCAGGAUUGGAUGGGGCCAGGGGACCAAAGGGAAGUGCAGGUGAACCAGGUCCUGAUGGACCGCCAGGACAAAGGGGCCGUGAGGGACUGAUGGGCCCCCGUGGAGAGACUGGCCAACCUGGUUUUGGAGCGAAAGGAGAUCAAGGUAGAAAAUGUGGGCCAGGACACCCUGGUCCUGCUGGACCUGUUGGGCCAAAAGGUGACAAGGGAGAGCACGGAGCCUCAGGAAAUCCUGGUGCUCCUGGACCAAAGGGUUACCAGGGUGAAGCAGGAGCGCUAGGACCAAAGGGUGACAGAGGAAGUCCAGGGGUGCCAGGACCCAAAGGCGAGCAGGGAGAGUGGGGACCACGUGGAUCAGCAGGUCAACCAGGACCACUUGGACCACAAGGUCCUGUUGGACCAAAGGGAACUAAGGGGAGUACAGGUAAUGCAGGUUCAAUGGGACUUCCUGGAGUCAGAGGACCACCUGGACUUCCUGGAGAUAUUGGACCCCCAGGCAAAUCCGGGAUUCAAGGACCCCCAGGCAUCGCUGGAAACCCAGGACAACCUGGUGCUCAAGGUUCACCGGGUUUGCCUGGUAAUGUCAUCACUCCAAUUGGCUCUGACACUGUGGCCAUCCCCGGACUUCCAGGGCCCGCUGGGCCUCCAGGCCCUGCUGGAUCCCCUGGUUUGUCUGGUCCCAGUGGCCCAGUUGGUGUCCCAGGACAACCUGGUCCUAAGGGUACACAGGGUGAGAAAGGAGAAAGGGGACAGAAGGGAGAGCAAGGAAAACCUGGCGAGCCGGGCAUCAGCGUCAGAACAGGUUGGCCUGGUCCACCAGGACCCCCAGGUCCUCCUGGACCAUCUGGUCCUCAGGGUCCUGCCGGUGAGACUAAACAAGGUCCUCCAGGACGCAGAGGUCCUCCAGGAGAACCAGCUGUUGGCUAUCCUGGACCCCCAGGAGAGAAAGGAGAACCUGGCAGCUUUGUGCCUACAUCAGAGACCUUCUUUGCUGGACCACCAGGACCCGCUGGUCCAAAGGGUUCACCAGGCGAUAGAGGGCCACAAGGUUACCAAGGUGAGAAAAUUGUAAACAUCAGUCAUCGUGUCAUGAAUGACAGAUAUUAUACGCAACUUAAUGUUAUUAUGUUUGUUUCAGGUGAACCAGGUCAACCAGGUCAACCAGGUCUACCAGGGGCACCAGGUUUCCCAGGUCAGCCUGGACCUAGGGGGCCUCAGGGACCACAAGGACAUAAAGGUGAUGCAGGAUUCCCCGGAGCCUCUAGUGGCGGUUCAUUCAGUCCUGUCCCAAGUGGAAGAGAUGAAAGUACGACUGGAUCAACUGAUGUGGGCCAGUACAUCGCAGAGUACCUUCAGAAUGGAGCCAUCAGGGAAUAUCUGGCUGGACCUCCUGGGCCUCCUGGUGCUCCUGGUGCUCCUGGUGCUCCAGGAGCCCAAGGGAACACAGGGGAUGGGCUGGUUGACGAUGUGGCCAAUCGAGUCAUUGCCUUCAUUCAGAGUUCAGGUAGAGGGUACGAUGGGACUCCUGGCCCUCCUGGUCCUCCAGGUCCACCUGGUGCCAUCUCUGUAAAUGACAUAGUCAGUCUUUUACAACGAGAGGAUGUCAGGAGAUACGUUGCCGGUCCACCUGGUCCACCGGGACCACCUGGAGAUCCAGGUCACGGUGGUCAGGGAUUUAACACCCACCAGGUGGCUGAACGGGUGCUCAGUCUCAUGAAUGAGAAGGGAAUGGUCGGUGUCCCUGGACCACCUGGACCCCCUGGGCCUCCUGGUCUACCUGGAAACUUGUUAUCAACUGGGUAUCAAUCAAAUGUGGGCAUUCAGGGGCCUCCUGGUCCUCCAGGUGUCCCUGGUCUACAAGGACCACCUGGACCAGCAGGGCCACCUGGCCCACAAGGAUUUGGCAACUACAUCAGCUCUGAUAUUCGUGACUACCUGCAAAGUGUCGCUUUCAAAGGCUCACCAGGCCCCCCUGGUCCCCCUGGACCUGAGGGCCCCCCUGGUCCAAUGCAAGGAUUGGUCUCCUAUGCUGGGCAUACAGACAGAGGUUCAAUCACAACAGAACAACAAGAACAUUUCAAGAGUGAGUUUAAUCCAGGUCAAGCUCUGGGAGGAGCCAUGUUUGGGCUUCCUGGUCUGCCAGGCCCUCCUGGACCCCCAGGACACAAAGGAGAGCCAGGUGUGCCUGGCGCUACAUCCUGGAACCUGGAUACUGCUGACUACUCCAGUAUGGCUGUCCGAGUAACUGAUUACAUCAAAUCUCGUGGUGUGCUCCACGAUAUUGUGAGCGAGUACAACAGCCGCAUCUUCCAAGGACCUCCAGGACCGGCAGGCCCCCCAGGUCCGCCAGGAUACAGCGGACGGUCUGGUUCAUAUGGAAAUGCAACAGAACUGCUGGAAUACAUCAAAUGUGAGCGAGCUACACUUCACAAUGAACGUAACAGCCAAGGACAACCGGGACCACCUGGCCCUCCAGGUCCACCGGGACACAGCCGCUUGUUUGGUUCCAAUACAAACGUCUCUGAUUUGGUGGAAUACAUCAAAGCUCAUGGAGCCAUUGUAGGACAACCUGGGAGACCAGGACAGAAAGGGGAGAUGGGAUUCCCCGGCAUAAAAGGAGACAGAGGUGGACAAGGUCCUCCUGGGCGUCAGGGACACAAAGGACUAAAGGGUGACAGAGGAGAUUUCACAAUGAUGACCAAAAGACGAAGGAGGGACGUCGGCUUCUGAGAGCAGCGUCUCUGAACAUAUGGACCUUUUAAGUCAUAUCUCUUCUCUAUUUUCAACGAGUUGUGUAAGAAUAAGGACGGACCAUGAACUGAAGCACACACUAGAUGCAGCUCACUCGUUUGAUUUUGUAAGGGACAUGAUUGUAUUUUCAUUUCCAUAAAGAUUUAUGAUCAGAGAUGUACUUGUGAAAUCAGGGAUUAUGUAUAAUCAUGAAUAAGUCUGAUUGUAACAGACACUGUAUUGAGGGGUAUUAUUCAGUUUUUUUGCGUGGG